ACAGGCAGGGAUGGAGCUGCGGGAGAGCUGUGUGUAGAUGCUGGAUGUGGAGGUGUGAGGAGCUGAGCCAGUGCGCAGGUGCCUGCAGGGGACUAAAGCCAACCUUGUAAAUGUAUGUUUUAUCCAUGAUGGCAGAGCAUCAUCCUCUUCCACUGGACAGCACUCAGCUGCUGACAACUGAGAUCCCUCUACUUCCAGCACCUAUGGUUAAUGGAGAAGGCGGCCAACAGGUUAUUCUGGUCCAGGUCAACCCAGGAGAAGCAUUUACAAUAAGACGAGAAGAUGGGCAGUUUCAGUGCAUUACAGGUCCUGCCCAGGUCCCUAUGAUGUCCCCAAAUGGUUCAGUUCCCCCAAUCUACGUGCCUCCAGGAUAUGCUCAGCAGGUGAUUGAAGACAAUGGUGUGAGGAGGGUUGUAGUGGUUCCACAGCCCCCAGAGUUCCACACAAGUGGUCAUGCUGUCAUACACCGGCCACCUCCGCCACUGCCAGGUUUUAUACCCCUUCCUGCUAUGAUGCCUCCUCCUCCUCGUCACAUUUACUCUCCUCUCAGUGCAGCAGGAGACAUGGCCUCUCAGUACACCCCGCAGUAUCACCCUUCACAGGUAUAUGGAGAUCUGGAUGCACUUUCUACACAUGGGAGGUCUGGUCUCAGAGAUGAAAGGUCCAGUAAAAUACAUGAACGCCUGCAGAAAAAGUUAAAAGACCGUCAUGGUGCUCAGAAGGACAAGCUGAACAGUCCCCCUUUCUCACCCAAGAAAAGCUCAUCUCCAGUCAACGAAUCUAAUGGAAUAAUCAAAGGACAGAAUAGUCUGGCUCUAAAUACGGGGCAGUCCAAGAAUAAACAGAAAGGGAAGAUUUCGCCCCAUGUAGAAGCAGAGUCGCAAGAAAAGGAUGAAGAAACAAAAGCAUUGGAAGCUCAACUCUCCAACAUUUCCAUGCCGGUGGUAUCAGACAUUCAAGCAAGAUCGGUGAUACUCACCUGGUCGCCACCUUCCAGCCUGAUCAGUGAGGACAGUGACGGGAGAAGCACCCCGGAACUUUACACCUAUGAAAUAUUGUUAUCAAGCAGUGGGAAGGAUGGGAAAUUCAAGGUUGCUUAUAGCGGAGAGAAGACCAGUGUCACUGUGGAUGAUUUGAGACCUGCUACAGAUUAUCAUGCCAGAGUGCAAGCAGAAUUAAACUGUGUUAAAGGAGACCCCUCAAUGGCUGUAAGCUUUACCACACUGAGCUGUGAACCUGAAACACCCAACGCUCCGCGGAUAACAAACCGAACCAAAAAUUCACUUUCCCUCCAAUGGAAGGUGUCAUGUGAUAAUGGUUCAAAGAUACACAGUUAUCUCCUGGAGUGGGAUGAAGGAAAAGGAAGUGAUGAGUUUUGCCAGUGUUACUAUGGGCUUCAGAAACAGUUUAGGGUAACCAAGUUGUCACCAGCGAUGGGGUACACAUUCAGACUUGCUGCAAAAAAUGACAUGGGUAUGAGUGGUUUUAGUGAAGAAGUCCUGUUUUACACCUCAGGCAGCGCUCCGACUGUUCCAGCAAGUCCAACACUUAUUAAAGCGGGAAUUAGUUGGUUAUCGGUGCAGUGGACUAAACCCUCAGGUACACCGUCCGAUGAAGGGAUUUCUUAUAUUUUGGAAAUGGAAGACGAAACCUCGGGCUAUGGGUUUAAGCCAAAAUAUAAUGGAGAUGACCUCACAUUCACAGUGAGAAACCUGAGGCGCAGCACAAAAUAUAGGUUCAGGGUUAUCGCUUAUAACUCAGAAGGAAAGAGCAGUCCAAGUGAGGUUGUGGAGUUUUUGACCUGUCCAGAUAAGCCAGGUCCACCGUCAAAGCCUACUGUUAAAGGAAAGGUCCACGCGCAAAGCAUCCGAAUAGUUUGGGAUGCACCAAAAGAUAACGGAGGAGCAACAAUUACUAAAUACGUUGUUGAAAUAUCAGAAGGACGCAAUGAAAGCAAGUGGGACAUUGUGUACAGCGGUACAGCACGGGAGCAUCUGUGUGACCACCUGAACCCAGGCUGCGCCUACCGGUUUCAUGUUUACUGUGUCAAUGAAAGCGGACAGAGCCCGUCUUCAGACACUCUGGUGGUGCAGACCCCAGCUGUAUUCCCUGGCCCUUGCCAGCCACCGAGACUCCAAGGAAGACCGCGGGCAAGAGAAGUGCAAUUACGAUGGGCGCCCCCUCUGGCAGAUGGGGGGUCUUCAGUCACCUGCUAUAACCUGGAGAUGACUACUUGUGAAGGUGAACAGAGAGAUGUAUACCAAGGAAGUGAAUUAGAGCACAUUGUGUGCGGCCUUCUCCCAGGGAAGGUGUACAGCUUCCGGAUACGUGCAGCUAACAAAACUGGGUUUGGACCAUUUUCUGAAAAGUGUGAAAUCACAACGGCACCAGGAGCACCCGAUCAGUGCAGACCCCCUCAGAUAACAUGCAGAUCUGCAACAUGUGCCCUAAUACACUGGGAGGCUCCAAACAACAACGGUGCAGAGAUAACGGAAUACAGGGUGGAGUGGGGCGGCAUGGAGGGCUGUAUGCAAAUCUGCUACUGUGGACCGGGUUUUACCUAUGAAAUGAAAGGCCUUUCGCCAGCCAUUGUCUACUACUGCAGGGUUCAGGCUGUGAAUGUUGCCGGUUCAGGCCUAUUUAGUGACGUUGUGGCGUGUCUGACUCCUGCUUCUGCACCGGCAGCAGUGACAAACCUCUGGGCAAUGAAGGAAGAUGAAGUAGACAGCCCACAUUACUCUCCUUCCACCUGCCUAGCUAUACAGUGGGAGAAACCAUGUGACCAUGGCUCAGAGAUUACUGGCUACAGUAUAGACUAUGGAGACAAGCAGACCAUCGUGGUGGGAAAGGCAGUGAGCUACAUUAUAGAACACUUACAGCCAGACACUACAUACAGAAUACGGGUUCAAGCCCUUAACAGUCUGGGAGCUGGUCCCUUCAACCAUUCUGUAAAACUGAAAACCAAACCCCUUCCCCCAGAACCACCCCGUCUGGAAUGUGCUGUGUACGGUCACCAGAGCCUUAAGCUGAAGUGGGGAGAUGGUGCGCCCAGAGCUAUUUCUACAGACUCCAUUCAGUAUCAGCUUCAGAUGGAGGACAAGAGCGAAAGGUUUAUAUCCGUAUACAGAGGACCAUGUCAUACAUACAAAGUGCAAAGACUGAACGAGUCCACGUCUUAUAAAUUCCGCAUUCAGGCAUGUAAUGAAGCCGGAGAGGGACCUUUUUCUCCAGAAUAUGUUUUUACAACUCCCAGAUCACUUCCUUCUGCCCUGAAAGCUCCACGAAUAGACCGGAUAAAUGAACACACCUGUGAAGUCACCUGGGAAUCUUUGCCUCCGAUGAAGGGCGAUCCAGUAAUCUACAUUCUACAGAUGAUGGUUGGAAAAGAUUCCGAUUUUAAACAGGCAUACAAGGGACCCAAUACUUUGCACCGAUGCUCUGCCCUCCAUUUAAACUGUGAAUAUCGAUUCCGUGUAUGUGCCAUUCGCCAGUGCCAAGAUGCUGCCGGACCUCAAGACUUAACGGGUCCUUACAGUGCCACAGUCCUCUUCAUCUCACAUAGGAUUGAGUCACAGACCAACACCAGCAAAGACAUUACUGAACCCACAAGGACAACACGGACGCUCAGUGACGAGCAGUGCGCUGCUGUCAUCCUUGUGCUCUUCGCUACCUUCUCCAUCCUAAUUGCCUUCAUUAUCCAAUACUUUGUCAUAAAGUGAAAGAAAAUCAUGUAGCUUUACCCUAAACCCCAUACUUUAUUUUUUUACUUUACAUCUUAUACAGAAGAAUAACUUUUUUUCGGUUCCCAAAUUGUCUUGCUUUUAAAGAAUGUGGUGGCAUCUAGUACAACAUCAAGACAACAGUAGUACGAUGUGUUGUCUCCUCUGUCACCCACAAUGCUUGUACCAUUAUAUGGUCCUAAAUAAUGAAGGCACAAGCUAGACAGACCUCGACUCUUUCUAAUGCUGUCUGGUGUGGGAUGCUUGCACACAUCCAACGCUCCUCCAUUGUUCCGCGAUUAAAUGAUUGAAUUUGUGCAAGGGUGAUACACAGGUGGAGAUAUAUCUAAGGGUGACCUUAAGUGCUGCAAAAUAAUAAAAUAUUGAAAGGGGGUGUUAGGAAAGUUGAUCUUUUCGUUAUACUUCUACCUCCACUGUGUCUUAAUUCUACCCUGCUGCAGCCCUUCCUGGGGUAGCAGGGUAAUAACUAAUCUGAAUACGGUCAUUCGUCUUUGGAGGUUCAACUCAGGCAGUAAAUUAAACUGGAAUUUAUAGAAUAGUAUAUCAGACUCCUCAAUAAAUUGUGAGAGAAAAAAUAGGAAAAAAAGCUUUUAAUUUUUGAAAGAUUUAUUAUAGAUAUAAAGGAUGGCACAACUGGUUGAAUUUACCUAAUAAAAACCUUCAGUAGAGAGAUAUAUAGAUAUGUAUAUGCCUUGCAGAUGUGAUAUAGGAGUUGUCCUUUUUAAUAUUAAGCAGGUUUAUGUUUACUUGCUUUUUAGUUUGAGGUGCCAGCAAGAGGAAGAGGCACCUUUUUUGAACAAAAGUGUUGUAGGGACUUUCUGCUGAGUGAAUUAGGUACUCCUAUAACAGGGAGAGGCAUUAGUGAAAAGUUUGGGAUAAAUGUAAUUUCUUUGGUAUUGUUGGAAGAUGACCUGCCACCAAGGAGAACAGGGAGCUUGUUUUUGGACUGUUGGAUUUCACUAAGGAGAUCACCAGGUAGCUAGGGAGCCUAUAAUAAAACUCUGGUGGACAGCGCUCUGCCUCUCCCAUCUGACUUCCCCGCUGUAGGUUGGCAUUCUCACUGGUGGUGUAGAGUUCUGCCAUAGAGCAAAGGGUGGUUCAAAACUAAAGCAUUGCUGAUCUACCUUCCAGGCCAUUAACAGGAUUUAGCUGUAUCUAGCUAAUAAUAAUAAUUAUAUAUAUAUAUAUAUAUAUAUAUAUAUAAUUAUUUUUUUCAAGUCCCUGUCCACUUAGUUCAUUGGUCCUAUUUAAUCAUUGAUAACAUUUACGGUAACUGGUGCAGAGAGGGCAAAAGGGUGAAUUUCACCAGCCAAUUCGAUGCUAACUGCCAUUUAUUUAGUUUACAAAAUAAAUGCAAACAUCUGGUUGCUAGGGGUACAGCUGGUUUUCCCUGCAGACCAGUUUUCAGAAAUGUUUACAAUUGUGUUUUAUGUAACAAACCCUAUGUUCUCUUGUGGCAUGACAGGCGACACCUACAGGCUGCAAGGAGAUAUUGCAUGCCUCCAAGGAAAAUACAGAUUCACCAGCCAAUAAAGGGAAGCAGAAAGACCCGACUAAACUUGUUUGUUUUUUUUCUUUAAUUUCAAAAACGUUCCACAUCACUUCUGCGCCUGGGCUCCCUAUGGCACAUAGUCUUAUGGUCUCCUUGGGGGGGUUUGAGGGUUAACACUUCAGAUUAUUCUUUAGAAAUUCAGGUAUGUCUCAGCACUUUCCUCUAAAUAAUAUAUAAAUAGACUGGUUACCACUAGUCUAACAGUCGUUCUGCCUUGAUGGCUGUCCUGCUCUACUUAUCACUGCUAAUCAUUUAGCAUAACCUUUUGCCUUGUCUUUCUGGUUUCUUUUACUUUUUUGUAUUGUAUUUUUUGUUAUAUCUGUCACCAAAAUCUAAAGGCAAAAUGUUGUACUUUGCACCAGAAAUCUUUUUUUUUAAGCUGCUUUAUUUCCUGGAGAUAAAAAUUAAUGUUUAAUGUGAUGUUUGUCCAGGAUCUGUACCAAAUUGCAUGUAGUCAGUGUUGCAUUGAAGCACUUUGCAGUUCUCGCCUGUUCUGUGAGCUCACGUAUGUCAGUUCUUGAACGACCAGAUUGAGUAUGGCAUUGAAUGCGUCUAUGCAGGGAGCAAUGAACUGCCAGCUUACACAAAACGUAUUCUCUAUUUUAGGAAAACAGAAUCUUCUUGUGCUUACUAUGUUCCUGCACACAUUUUCAUAGUUUUCUUUCAUUUUAUUUAAUACAUUUGUCAAAACGUAGUCAAUCACUAAUGUUCUAUUUUUUUUGGGAUUAGCAUUUUAAUUACAAAAAGCACUUCUAUCAGUUUAACAAAGCGGUUGUGUAGUGCUAUGAAGGUCUUUUCAAGAAAUCUUUCUACAGUAGUAAUGGGCAUGUAUUGUAAUUGUUUGUGUCAAAUAAUGUAUUUGUAGAUUUUCUUUUUGUUUUUUGUUACAGCAGAUGUUUAAACUUAGGUCGUCUUAGUGGUAACAAUGCUCUGUCCUUUUGAAUUGUGACGUGUUUACUUUUUUUUUUUUUACUUUAUUAUUCUUUGUCUUUUUAUGUAUCAGUUAAUAUGUUCUGACAGAAAAAUUCUAUGAUAUGAUAUGAAUAUAUUUUUUUCUAGAGCCUUCUGUAUGUGCCAUGUUCGCCCAGUAUAAAUGAGUUUGUGUGUAUUUGCCCAGAAAUUUCCACACGGUUGAAUGUUUAAAGUUAGCGUCACGCCGGAGAUAAUCCGUAAGUGACCUGUUUUUUCAUAGCAAAAUUCAAGAUGAAUUCCUAUUUUUGAUAGUAAAUGUCAUUUAAUAGCGUAUUUGCCACUGAGUCUUGAUGCAGAUUUCUGCAGUGAAAAGGUAAUUUAAAAAAAUUUUAAAAAACAAAAAACAAUUUUUAAGGUAACCUUAAUUUUACCUCAUACACUGUACAUUCCAAAAAGAAAAAAAAAACGCUAAACUUUUUAAAAUCUUACAGGUACACUACCAAACAUAUCAAUUCUACAAUGUCGACCUUCAUGAAAAGGGGGGGGGGAUGUAAUCACGUAAAAAUAUACAUAAACUAUGUAGCAAAAUUCUAUAAGAUCCGUGGAAAAUAAAAGUUGUAUCAUUCUU
Messenger RNA from Pseudophryne corroboree (corroboree frog), 6832 nucleotides. RefSeq names its product fibronectin type III domain containing 3A (gene FNDC3A). The transcript has 26 exons. The record is from RefSeq and is a predicted model, not a curated record. Gene Ontology annotation, molecular function: protein binding. NCBI's taxonomy places the organism in Eukaryota, Metazoa, Chordata, Amphibia, Anura, Myobatrachidae. Bases 111 to 3719 code for a protein of 1202 amino acids.